This is a messenger RNA of Boeremia exigua, 1823 nucleotides long. RefSeq names its product major facilitator superfamily domain-containing protein. NCBI's taxonomy places the organism in Eukaryota, Fungi, Ascomycota, Dothideomycetes, Pleosporales, Didymellaceae. The record is from RefSeq and is a predicted model, not a curated record. Bases 421 to 1701 code for a protein of 426 amino acids. The transcript has a single exon.
ACUUAAUAGAACGCAGAAUCAGGCAUGAAGGAUCGAUCAUGCUAUGAGUCUCCUCCUGGUUAAAGGAUGUGCGAACGGAGUUACCCUGCAGUAGUUCUGCGGCUUAUUAGCUGCGAUGCGAAUGAUUCGGAUCCUACAAAGCUGCCAAGUGGUUGGACGGACGGUCCGUCUUUUGAACCCGCACGGAAGCGACUGCAGAUGUUGUCAUCACCGUUGUCGAAGUUUCUAAGGUCACAACCAGGAGCAUGCCAACAAACUACCAUUCAAAGACCACCUACGGGCAAACAACACUCGCUUUAGAUACAACAUGUUCUUUGCCCUUGCACUGUAUAAUGGUUUAGAUUUCCCUCAUCAACUCCAGCAUGGUCCAGCGUGCUGCAUGAACUGAUAAGCGCCGUUGCUUCUGACGCAUCGACCUCUAUGGCAUCCCACGCGCAAGGUAUCAAUACCACGUCGAACGGUUAUCGCAAAUUUCCAGACUCCCGCCAUAACUAUGCCACAGCGACCUCUUCUGCUCGCCCCUCUCAUCAUCGUGUGCGUACAUACACUGCUCACGCCCUAGUCCUCUUCAACGUCUACGGUAUUGUACUUUCGUCGGGGCUGUGGCUCGAGUAUUACUUCACCAGCCUAUUUCCAGCCACGUCUCUGCUGGCGGUUUCAGCGAUCUUUGGCACCCAACUCGCAUGUCUCGGUCUCGGAGUCGGAGUCGCAGCAUCACUUCACCGUCGAUGGCCGAAGCACUGGCGCUUGCUGAUGUCCUUGGGUGGGUUGAGCGUGGGCUGCUCACACAUUUGUGUCCUGAUCGCUGACGAGUUUUGGGUUGUUCUCUUGUGUGAGGGCGCGCUCACGGGAUUGGGCCUUGGUGUCUUGAGCACGGUAUCCACACGGGUACUCAGCACGCACUACAAGAACGACAUUGCCGUCGCUUCGUCACAGUGCGUGGCUGCAGGCUUCCUCGGCGCCGUGGUAUACACAAUAUUCACUUGGCUCUGUCUUCGCUCGGACAACACGAAGCUCGGCCGUGGACUAAUCCCCACCCUGCUCUGCCUCACUCUCCUGCCCGCGGUCCUCCUCGCCAAACCCAGCGCUCUACAGCCCGUAACCCAUCACUCUUCACCACCCGCCCGCUUCGCGACACCCCGACUCUCAUCUAUGCUCUUCGUCAUCCUCUACACCCCCCCUUUCCUCGCCACAUCCCUCCUCCUCCCCCUCAUUUUGACCCGCCACCCUAGCCCCUACCGUGCGGACCCCGGCUGCUACGUCCUCCUCGCACUCUCCAGUGCCGCACUUCUCUCCUCCGCUCUGCUUCCGCACCUACCUUCCCACCGCCUCUCUCCCCCAGCGCUCAUCGCCGCCUCUACGCUCUUGGCUGGUAUUGCCAUCCCUUCACUUAUCUGGAUGCCGACCUUGUACGUUGGUGUACCAUGUGCUAUGGUGCUUGGGGCGGGGCUAGGAGGGGUGUGUGCCUUGUGGGUCCGGGCUUUGGCAGCGCUGGUUGGAAAGGGUAAACGCCUGGGCCAGGCGGUCUGCUUGCUUGCUGCUGUUGGUGGAGUGGGGGCUGGAUGUGGAGUGUUGGGAGCUGCGGCGGUUAUGGAAACGUGGGAGGCGGGUGUGGAAAUAGUUUUGGGCGUUGCGGCCGGAUGUCUGGUAUUGGGAGGGUUGGCGCUGGGUGCAGGUGCUGGGGUGAGGCGGUGGGGUUGAAGAAAGGCUGGAGUAUAUAGCAUUGUUACUGUAGCUGGAACCAAAGCUUGUAUGAUGGCUCGCGCCUUAUUUUUAUUUGUUGUAUUCUAAUGAGGUAAAGAGACCCAAGUACCACCUUGCGC